UUAAAUUUAGUCAGACAGUGAAGUAAAUACAAUUUCUUUCACAAAUUUAAUAGAAUAUAAACAUUAAACACUAUAUAGUUAUAUAACUAUUUCAAUUUUGUACUGAGGAACUCACUUCCACAAAAUAUUUCACUCGUAAUACCAUAACAUGAGUCAAACAACUACUGCCGGACAAAUACCAGAAUGUUUGAGGGACGAUUCUGAAGAUGGUAAAUCCAAACUUAGAAAAUGGUUAAACAUGAACUUCAGAAUUGAAAUGACGGAUGGAAGAGUCCUCAUCGGAGUUUUUCUCUGUACAGAUCGGGAUGCCAAUGUAAUUUUAGGGGCAUGUUCAGAGUACCUGAAAGGCAAUGAUGGUGAAACAGAAGAGCCCAGAGUUCUAGGACUAGUCAUGGUGCCCGGCCGACACAUUGUCUCCAUACAAAUCGACGACAUGGCUGCACAGCGCAGAACUGCUCCCAUCAUGAAUGAUUCUAUGUGGUUAUAAUUGUGAGUGUAUUAUUUUAAUUUAUUUUAAUAAGAGAAUAAAAAUUCAAACCUA
Leguminivora glycinivorella is the source of this 541-nucleotide messenger RNA. It is a transcript of the gene Sbat, whose product is annotated as N-alpha-acetyltransferase 38, NatC auxiliary subunit. Lineage: Eukaryota; Metazoa; Arthropoda; Insecta; Lepidoptera; Tortricidae. Gene Ontology annotation, molecular function: RNA binding. The transcript is spliced from 3 exons. The coding region runs from base 149 to 487 and encodes 112 amino acids. Gene Ontology annotation, cellular component: NatC complex. The record is from RefSeq and is a predicted model, not a curated record.